AUGACUGCCAGCAACGUCGUCAUGUGGGCUGCCGAAAAAAAUCUCUUGAAACGCCUGUGUCCGAGCUGGUUGGUGUAUUCGGACGAGGUCUUCUACCGCCUUCAAAAUUCCUCCAAGGGCCAGACCCCAGUCGGGGCAGCAAGUGUCUUUUUGGGUCAGACCUUCGCUCGCCCCGUUCCGGAAGCUCACGGGUCCGCAUCUUCUGUACACGUUGAAUUGGAGGUUCGUCCUGAACGCUGA
Molecule: messenger RNA, 240 nt
Organism: Notodromas monacha
Lineage: Eukaryota; Metazoa; Arthropoda; Ostracoda; Podocopida; Cyprididae
Source: the annotation of a GenBank genome assembly